AUGCCAAGAGUAGAAUAUGAGCCAAAAUUGGAUUUCAAGGACGUUCUUUUACGGCCUAAACGUUCUACACUAAAGAGUCGAGCGGAUGUGGACCUUGUUCGUGAGUUUAUAUUUCGGAACUCGAAAAAAAAAUAUGUUGGUAUACCAGUUAUUGCAUCAAACAUGGACACUGUGGGGACAUUUGAAGUAGCGGAAGUUCUUUCGAAGAAAAAGCUUUUUACAUUUAUACAUAAGCACUACUCAGUUGAACAAUGGGUAGAAUUCGUGAGUAGAACAGAUUCGAAUCAGGAUACAAUGUCACAAAUUGGAAUUUCAUCUGGAGUGUCCGACUUUGAUUUUGCAAAACUGAAAGAGAUUUGCGGAUUAAUACCUGAGCUUCAAUACAUUUGCCUGGAUGUGGCAAAUGGAUAUACGGAAAUGUUUGUGGACUUUAUACGACGGGUUCGAGAAGGAUUUCCCAGACACACAAUAUUUGCUGGGAAUGUGGUGACAGGCGAAAUGAUUGAGGAAUUGAUUCUAUCAGGCGUUGAUGUUGUGAAGGUAGGCUUAGGUCCUGGUUCAGUUUGUACGACACGUAAGAAAACUGGAGUUGGCUAUCCACAAUUGAGCGCUGUUUUGGAAUGUGCUGAUGCUGCACAUGGUUUGAACGGGCAUGUGGUGAGCGAUGGAGGAUGCACAAAUCCUGGAGAUGUUGCGAAAGCAUUUGGUGCAGGAGCUGAUUUUGUGAUGAUUGGAGGUCUUUUCGCGGGACAUGAUCAGUGUGGUGGUGAUACUGUUGUAAAGGAUGGACAGAAAUACAAAUUAUUCUAUGGAAUGGCUUCUGACACAGCGAUGAAAAGACACGAAGGAAGUGUAGCAGAAUACCGUGCUUCGGAAGGCAAGACAAUAACUCUUCCAUGCAGAGGUGAUAUUUCGGAUACUGUACAAGACUUACUAGGUGGACUACGAUCGGCUUGCACAUAUACCGGUGCGAAGAAAUUAAAAGAGCUUUCGAAACGGGCUACUUUUGUUCGUGUUACGCAGCAGACAAAUGAACAAUAUACAACAUUUGAAAUAUCUCCAUCAGAAUUACAAAAAUUAAAUAUCCGAAUCUGA
This is a messenger RNA of Brugia malayi, 1095 nucleotides long. RefSeq lists its product as uncharacterized. NCBI's taxonomy places the organism in Eukaryota, Metazoa, Nematoda, Chromadorea, Rhabditida, Onchocercidae. The record is from RefSeq and is a predicted model, not a curated record. Bases 1 to 1095 code for a protein of 364 amino acids. Gene Ontology annotation, cellular component: GMP reductase complex. Gene Ontology annotation, molecular function: GMP reductase activity. Gene Ontology annotation, biological process: nucleotide metabolic process. The transcript is spliced from 6 exons.